AUGUCUUCUGACGAAUCACCCGCUGGAGGCGAUGGAGGUGAUGGAGCCGGAUCUGGAUCGGCCAAGGGCACGACCACGGCCGGAGCCGCUCUGAUGAUGGCCAGCCCCUGGCUGACGGUGGCCGCUGCCACCGCCUACACCACAACUGCCAUGUGGGCCAAGCUACGUAGAUCUAGGCCGGGAGGCAAGCUGAAUGCCAUUCUCUUCGUCAUUUGGAUGCUCAUCCAUAUUCCCCUCAUUUUGGGCGUCCUCCAGCGCAAAAGGUCUCUGAUGUGGGCCUACAUAAUCGCCUGGCCGCUGUUCUUCUCGUGUGUGACCAUCCUGCUGCUGCUGAUCCACUGCUCGGUGAUCGUUUGGUACGAUUUCCUGCGCUUUUGUUGGCCCCUCUGGUUCUUUGUCGUGUGGUUCGUGACUGCCAUCCCCUCCUGGAUCUUGGCCAUUUCCUACCUGAGCACUGGCCAUGAUAUUUCAACCGAGGUAUCAUCCACAAACUCGGCGCAAUCGUAGAA
Messenger RNA from Drosophila persimilis, 509 nucleotides. RefSeq lists its product as uncharacterized. The record is from RefSeq and is a predicted model, not a curated record. Bases 1 to 507 code for a protein of 168 amino acids. NCBI's taxonomy places the organism in Eukaryota, Metazoa, Arthropoda, Insecta, Diptera, Drosophilidae. The transcript is spliced from 4 exons.